AUGGUUAACACAUCCAAACAAAGAGUUUACAACUGGUAUAUCUCAUUGGUAGCCGCAAGUUGUAUGGUGCUCUAUGGUUAUGAUGCAGCCGUUUUCAACGCAGUACAAGGUUCCAAAAAUUGGGCCAACUAUUGGGGGAAUCCCGACCCAAAUCAAAUUGGCGCUGUUAACACUGCGACCACCGUUGGCGGUAUUGUAAUCGGUUGGUUCGUCUCCGCGCCCAUUAGUGACCACUUCGGACGUCGAGUUGCCAUGUGGCUUGGUGCAUUCGUGGUUCUUUGGAGUACAUUUAUUCAGGCCUUUGCACCUGCCGGUCAUGGUAUCGGGGCCUUCCUAGCAGGGAGAUGUCUUGUGGGUAUGGGACAAGGUCUGGCUCUACCCGCUGGACCUGUGUACAUCGGUGAACUGGCGCCACCAGAAGUUCGAGGCAAAAUUAUGAGUUUCUGGCAGAUGUUUUUCAGCGUUGGCAGUUUUCUGGCGUAUUGGGUUAACUAUGCCUGUACCAAAAAUGUUCCCAAACUAGGAAAUUGGGAUUGGAGGAUGGUUGUUAUCUUCCAAAUCGUUUUCCCCGCAAUAAUCUGCAUUUUGAUCUUCUUUUGCCCGGAGACGCCACGUUGGUAUAUCCAGAAGGGUAACGAGGAAGCCGCGCGGAGGUCUUUGAGGAAAGUUAGAGAAACGGAAGAGGAGGUCGAAGCUGAGAUCCAGCAGAUUAAACAAGCUAUUGAAUACGAGAAACAUGUUCUGGAUGGAAGAUAUUUGCCAUUAUGGAAAGAUCCUUCUAUUCGCAAACGCCUCAUUCUCGCUUUUAUCAUGAACUUUGGUCAGCAGAUUACUGGACAGGGAUCCCUUAACAGCUACUCCACGAUUGUAUACAAGCAAGUGUUCAAGGAUAACUCGACUAUCCAGCUUAUCAAUGCACUCAACGGGACGUUUGGUAUCCUCUUCACACUCAAUGCAACAUGGACGGUAGACAGAUAUGGUCGAAAGUUCCUUCUCUUUGUCGGUGCUAUUGGUAUGGCAGUGUGCAUGAUCUGCUCAGCUAGCGUCUAUAUCGGCACACCUACCGAGGAAGGUGGGGCCAAAGCCACCGGUGUUGCUAGCAGUAUUGUUUUCCUUAUGUUUUUGUUCGCGUUCUUCUACAAGCCUUCCUGGGGAGCUGCUGUUUGGAUUUGGACUUCUGAAAUCUUUUCGAUGAAUGUCCGGGCCCAAGCAGUUGCAAUGUCUGCACAGAUGCAGAACGUCAGCAAUGCUAUCGUCAAUCAGAUUUUCCCACUGAUAUUAAACAAGAUUGGGUUCAAGGCUAUGUAUAUGUUCGCAGGGAUCAAUGUUCUCCUCGCAGGGUUUGUCUGGUUCUAUAUUCCUGAAACCAAGGGAAUGGCACUCGAAGAUAUGGAUACUCUUUUCGGGGGCGUCAGCCAUGCUGAGAAGGGAGCAGCUUUUGUUGAGCACGAUAAUCCAACUGAGAUUGCUAAAGACGGUGCGGACCUAACUGUCCACGAACUGGAGAAUGUGCCGAAGAAGGAAGCUGUAUGA
Messenger RNA from Orbilia oligospora ATCC 24927, 1533 nucleotides. RefSeq lists its product as uncharacterized. Gene Ontology annotation, cellular component: membrane. Gene Ontology annotation, biological process: carbohydrate transport; transmembrane transport. NCBI's taxonomy places the organism in Eukaryota, Fungi, Ascomycota, Orbiliomycetes, Orbiliales, Orbiliaceae. The transcript has 4 exons. Gene Ontology annotation, molecular function: carbohydrate:proton symporter activity. The coding region runs from base 1 to 1533 and encodes 510 amino acids. The record is from RefSeq and is a predicted model, not a curated record.